Messenger RNA from Sporisorium graminicola, 849 nucleotides. RefSeq lists its product as uncharacterized. The record is from RefSeq and is a predicted model, not a curated record. NCBI's taxonomy places the organism in Eukaryota, Fungi, Basidiomycota, Ustilaginomycetes, Ustilaginales, Ustilaginaceae. The transcript has 2 exons. The coding region runs from base 1 to 849 and encodes 282 amino acids.
AUGUCUGCUGCUCCCGAGACCACCCCUGCCGUCGCCGCUCCCGUCGAGGAGGUCGCCGCUCCUGUCGUUGAGGAGACUCCCGCUGUCACCGAGGCUGCUGUUGCUCCCGUCGAGGAGGCUUCUGCCCCUGUCGAGACCGCUGCCGCCGCCCCAGCCAUUGAGGAAGCUGCCACCACCGAGGCUGUCCCCGCCACCGAGGAGACCGCUGCUACUGAGGCUGCCCCUGCUGCUGAGGAGGCCAAGCCCGAAGAGGCCGCCGCUGCCACCGAGGAGUCUGCCAAAGAGACCACCCCCAAGAAGGAGAAGCGCCAGUCGUUCCUCGGCAAGCUCAUCGGUGCCUUCAAGGAGAAGACCGCCAAGAAGGAGAAGCCCGCUACUCCCACCAAGGAGGAGCCCACCGCCGAGGAGGCCGCCCCCGUUGAGGAAGCUGCUGCUCCAGUCGAAUCCACCGAGGAGGCUGCUGUUGCCCCUGUUGCUGUCGAAGAGACUCCCGCCGCUGUCGAGGAGGCCGCCGCCCCCGCCGAGGCCGCCCCUGCCGCCGAGGAGGCCAAGGAUGUCAAGAUCGACGAGGCCGCCAAGGGUGACGCUGCCGCCCCCGACGUUGCUGCUCAGAAGAUCAAGCUUGGUCGUCGUCUGAGCGGCAAGUUCGGUGCCCUCUUCCACAAGCAGCCCAAGAAGGCUGAGGAGAAGCCCGCCGAGGAGACCGCCGCCCCUGCUGAGGCUGAGGCUGCUGCUGCUACUGAGGAGCAGGAGGCCAGCCCCGUCACCGAGAAGGUUGCCGAGGAUGUCAUUGCCCCUCCCACUGCUGCUGCCCCUGUUGCCGUUGCGCCCGUCGCUGCUGCUGCUUAA